This is a messenger RNA of Helobdella robusta, 3243 nucleotides long. RefSeq lists its product as hypothetical. The coding region runs from base 1 to 3243 and encodes 1080 amino acids. The record is from RefSeq and is a predicted model, not a curated record. NCBI's taxonomy places the organism in Eukaryota, Metazoa, Annelida, Clitellata, Rhynchobdellida, Glossiphoniidae. The transcript has 2 exons.
AUGGAAAGACACAUAGAUAAAAAUGUAUGGAAAGCCAACGAAACAGGUUUCCCUGUAGACAAAAAACGAAAGUACAACGAAUGUCACACCAAAAGCAAGUCCAAAAAAGUCAAAAAAUACCACAGAAAUGAUGACAGCUCUGAUGAUGAGGGUGAUCAUCAUUUCAACAACGACGUAGUGCAGUACAACACAGAUGAAAAUGUUGUUGAAGAAGAUGAGGAAUUUGUAGAUUACUCACUAAACUACAGGAAAAAAUUGAUCUCUUCAUAUAUUGCCAAGAAAAAUUUUACAUCCUGCUUACAGGCAGAUCCUAACUUCAAACUGCCUAAGCUAGCCAGGCUCAGAGAAAAUAUUCACCAUAGGCAAAAAGUCGUUCAUAGAAUCAGAUACCACGAUACUCAUUAUCACCAAGGCAGACACCAUCACCACUAUGAUGUCGAUGGUGAUAACGAGGAAGAGGAAACCGAAAAAGUCACCAAACAGAAAACUCCUGAAAAAGUUUUUGCCUUAAAAAAUGUACUAAAAGUUUCACCAAUGGUUAAAGGUAACUCUGUUAUCAUCAACAACAAUAAUAACACUAAUAAUAAUAACGACAAUAACGUCAAUUAUAAUUAUAAUAAUAGUGAUGACAUCAUUAAGGCUGAUAAAGUCAUUAAUGAAGAUUACAACAACUAUAACUUUAUUGCUCAAGCUAAUUGUCACAAUGAAAGCCAAAAUAAUAUUUGCUCAAUGGACUAUAACAACAACACUAACAUCUGUACCAAUAACAACAUUAUUUACACUAACAACAACUAUAAUCCUGUCAUCAACGACAUCAACAACAACAACAACAGCAAUCUCAAUAACAGUAAUUACAAUACCAAUGUUGGCAAAUGCAUGCCAAACAAGUCAUCCUCAUCCUACAACAAUAGGACGGAACUCUUACUAAACAGAAAUUCGUUUGACUGUAUAAGAACAGAUUUUAGUAAGAAAUCAAACAUUUUUGACAGUUGUCUCUCAGAUAAUCUGACCAAUGAGAGCAAUCCAUCCGAUGAUACUGGCCAAUCAAAAGUUGAUCUGAAGAAAAAGGCAGAGCUAUUCAACGCCAAGCUUGGAAUGAUUUUUAAUAAAGACAGGCAGAAUAUGUUUAGUGCGGUUGUCAACAAUUUCAAUGAUAACUUCUACAACAUUAAUAAUAAUAAUAAUAACAUUAAUAACAAUAAUAAUACUAAUUUUAGUUGUAAUAACACAACUGCAAACACUGAAAUAAGAAGCCAGAUAGAUUCUAGCAUUAAUAAGGAUUCCAAUAAUGGCAUGCCUUCUUCAUUUGAGAACAACAACGUCAUCAGUGGUUAUACCAGAGCAAAUGACAACAACUCUUUUUGCGGCAACAGCAAUAGCAUCAACGACAACAACAACACAAACAACCACAACAUCAAUGUGGCUAGCUUCAAGAACGUCAGUCUCGUUGUUGAUGAUAACAUUUACCAGAGUAGCUUAAAUGACAGUAAUUUUAUUAGCAGCAGCAACUAUUUCACUCGUACAAGCAACUGCAGCAGUGAAGCCGUCAACAUCAGCAGCUGUAGCAGCAGUACCAGUGUCAGCAACAACAUCAACAACGACGACGGCAUCAGCAACAACAAUAUUUACAUCAACAUCGGUAACAACGUUGGAAACAUCGAUGCUCAACAACCUAUCAACAGUUCAACAACAACAUCCACAAAUGCGCCAUCAGCUACAACAGCAACAACAACAACAACAUCAACUUUUAAUACGACGACAUCAAUAACAUCAACGUCAUCCACGACGAGAACAACUCCGUUGAUGACAUCAUUUCAAACCGACUGCUACAACUUUAUUUUCUGCAACAACUUCAUCCAGUACAACAGCCAAUCAAGCGGCAGUAAUGUCAUUUACAACAACAACAACAAAAAUAAAACCAACACAACAACAACAACACGCAGCAGCAACAACAACGAUGAUGAUAACGAUAACGUUGUCCUGAGUUCCUCGAGCUAUGACGAUAGCUCUGGAGAUGAUACCGUCGUCAAUGAUAUCAACGUUGCUUACAUGGAUAAUGUCAUUGAUAAUUACAAUCCUGGUAUCAUUAUCAAUAAUAAUAACAACAACAACAAUAAUAAUAAUAAUAAUGAUAAUAAUAAUAAUGAUGGUGAUGAUUUGUGUGAUAAAAUGAUCGUUUUGCCCCGUGAUAACAAUAAUAAUAAUAAUAGUUUUUCAAAUGCUUACAACAACGAAAAUAAUACUAACAAUAUAUACUUUAGCUUUGGAGAUAACAAAAUUUAUGCCUGCAACAGCAAUAGUAAUAGUAAUAGUAAUAACAACAACAACAACAAUAAUAAUAAUAAUCUGGUGAGUUUAGACAUGAAAAAGUUUAGGAAGUUCUUGAUGAAAUUCGCGAAAAAUUUCAAACGAAAAGGUAACAACAACCACGACGACAACAACAAUAACAUUGGUGACGGUGGCUGCGACGAUGGUGUGGGUUUAAUUGUUGAGAAAUAUUCACCUGGCAACAACAACAACAACGACACUGACAGCAAACUCAACAGCCACAACCCUUCAAUCUCUCUUGAAAAGCAGCAACCUGCUUUUCAACCUGAAUGGCAAAGUGGUACUAGUAGUGAUGGCUGUAGUGUUAGCGGUGAUGUCAAAAGGAGUUUGAAACUUCACAAACAACAUCAACUACGUCGUGAGAAACAACAACAACUGCAACAACAAUCUUUCCCAACACAGCCUAAACAACAUUUACAUAAGCAACAACUACAUAAACAACAUACCACUGAAACUAAACGAAACGAACAACAACAUUUGCAACAACAACAACAACUGCAACAAUCACCACAACCACAACACAGUCAACAAAAUCAACACAGAUAUCUUCAGCAGUAUCUUCAACACCAGCUCAAACAACAGCAUAAACAACAAAUAUAUAAACAACAACAACAAAAUGUACCCGCAACUAUUGUUUCCGAUCCGAGUCUUACAAAGAGACAGAUCGAGAUGGACAUCAAAAAAUAUCGACACAGCACUCUCGAAAACGAAAACAUCAACAACAUCAACACCAACAGCAGCAGCAACAACAACAGCAAUAUCAACAACAUCAUCAACAACAACAUCAGCAGCAGCAACAACAACAGCAACAACAACAACAACAACACCGACAUCAGCAACAACAACUACAGCAACAUCAAAAGCAGCAGCAACAUCAAAAGCAAACAGAGCAUUGUGACCUCGAACAAUCAAUGA